AUGGACUGUUUGGCACAAGAACAAGACACCAUUGCCGAUUCAUUCCUUCAUUCCGUAACUGCGGCUUCAGGACCCCCAUCUUCUUGUCUUCUUGGCAGUGAUUCUCUCUCAAGCCUGCAGACUCUCACAAACCACUCUGUUCACUCUCCUGGUCAACCGAUUUCUGCCUCGGUGUUACCUGCCCAACCAAACGCCUCGCUGGCCUUCGGUACGCCCACACAGCGCCAUCAUCACUCGAUGCAGCAUCGCCAGCUUCAUGCCUAUUCAUUUCACCCGCAUUCCCAAGUUUACCUUCAAACUCCGAUGUCCUGUCCUAACUUCAAUGCCCAUAAUAUUCCCUCAACUGGGCACAGUUCAUCCUUACCUGGUACCUCCUCUCCACCCUCUCAGACCAUCGCCAUACCCACGCCUCCGGCAAUUACUUCGCAUUCGGACACUAUAAUCGCAGAUGUGCUUACCCAGUCAUCACCUCAAUAUAAAUCAUUAAUAGAUGAUGGUUCUUCCAGUAUGCAGCAGCAGCAGCAUCACCAAGUGGAAGCAAGUGUUGAAGUGGGGACCUGUGGUAGGUCCAGUCCCUUGAAGCUACUUCAAAAUCCCGAAUUUCUGCUAAUGGGCGAUAACUCUUUGCUCACAAAUAAAACCUCGAUGACAUCUCGAGGCGCCACUUCUCCCCUAAAGGCCAUUAUCCGAGAUUCGAUAGAGGCCCUUAAGCAACCAAUAGAGGUCAACACUUCAAUCAGCAGACGCUCUGGUCAGUUUAAGAGCCUAAUUUAA
This is a messenger RNA of Protopolystoma xenopodis, 774 nucleotides long. NCBI's taxonomy places the organism in Eukaryota, Metazoa, Platyhelminthes, Monogenea, Polystomatidea, Polystomatidae. The record is from the annotation of a GenBank genome assembly.